Molecule: messenger RNA, 285 nt
Organism: Mercurialis annua (annual mercury)
Lineage: Eukaryota; Viridiplantae; Streptophyta; Magnoliopsida; Malpighiales; Euphorbiaceae
Product: putative lipid-transfer protein DIR1
Exons: 1
Coding region: 1-285 (94 amino acids)
Biological process (GO): systemic acquired resistance
Molecular function (GO): fatty acid binding
Source: RefSeq, a predicted model, not a curated record
AUGGGUUGCAACAACACAUUGGUUAUAUGGAUUGCGGCGAUGUUAAUGAUUGUGAUGAUGAAUGGAGUUACCGUUGAAGGUAUAUGCAACACGAGUAUACCAUUAAUGAGCGAAUGCUUCUCCGCCGUUGAUGGAGAUCCUAGCACGCAAUGUUGCCUUAACAUUCAAGACGCCGACUUGCAAUGUCUUUGUAAAUAUAAAUUUAUGCUGUCAUUUUAUACUAUUGAUCUUCAAAAGGCUAUGCAAAUUCCUACCAAAUGUGGCCAGAGCAAUCCAUGUACAUGA